CCUGGCUUGGUAGAGUUAUCUUUAGCCUAUUGCCCGCUUUUACAUAGUAUGUGAAGUUGUCGUCUUCCCUUCUCGAGGCUUCCGCCUGCAUUUGUUGCGUCUUUUGAAAUACAUUGCUUUCGUUCAUGUGCCUACCAUAGGUUACUUGCUUCUUACCACUUUUCUUUCGUUUCGUUUCUUCAGUCUUUAUCGUGUUGAUCAUGUUUUUCCGAAAUUUUGCUCUGCUGGGUCUUGCGCCGAUUGUAUUGGCCAAGGUCCAGUUUUUGGGAGUCGCAAUUGCAGGAGGUGAUUUUGGGUGCCAGAUCGAUGGCACCUGUCCCACGUCUUCGGUGCAAUUCGCCAGUGAUGGCGGGGCUCAAAUGAAGCACUUCGUCGAAGAUGACGGAUUGAACCUGAUGAGAAUUCCUACGUCAUGGCAGUUCCUCGUCAACAACCAGCUUGGCGCCGACCUUGACAGCACCAACCUGGGUCAAUACGACGACCUCAUGCAAGCUUGCCUGGACACUGGUGCAUACUGCAUGAUCGACAUUCACAACUUUGCGCGCUGGGACGGUGAGAUCAUCGGCCAAGGCGGACCUACAGAUGACCAAUUCGUCGGGCUUUGGACCCAGCUAGCCACCAAGUACGCCGCGAACGAGAAAGUCGUCUUCGAGCUGAUGAACGAGCCCCAUGACCUCGACAUCCAGGUAUGGGCUGCAACUUGCCAGAAGGUUGUCACCGCGAUUCGGAAUGCCGGCGCCAGCUCUCAGAUGAUCCUGCUUCCGGGGACCAACUUCGACAGUGCGGCCACCUUGGUUUCAAGUGGCUCAGCGGCGGCUCUGAUGGCGAUUCAGAAUCCCGAUGGCAGUACCGACAAUCUGGUCCUGGAUAUCCACAAGUAUCUCGACGAGGACAACUCAGGAACCCACGAGACUUGUGUCACCGAUAACGUGGAUGCCUUCACGACACUUGCCACUUUCCUGCGUGAAAAUGGGAGGCAAGGCUUGAUCAGCGAAAGCGGCGCCUCUAGCGAUUCAACCUGCUUCACCAACUUCUGUGCCCAAAACGCCUUCAUCAACGAGAACUCGGACGUCUUCCUCGGCUUCGUCGGCUGGGCAGCAGGGAGCUUCGAUACUUCCUACGUACUGAGCCUGACACCGUCCCAAGAGAAUGGCAAGUACGUCGACAACGAACUCAUGACGCAGUGUGUCAUCGCACCGUGGACCAACUCGAACGAGACCGUGGCGACCCCUUCAUCGACCCCUUCAUCAGCCCCUUCAUCAGCUCCUUCAUCAGCUCCUUCAUCAGCCCCUCCAUCAGCCCCUCCAUCCGUUCCUUCAUCGACGGCCAAGUCUUCAAGAACGGCUUCAUCCACGACGGCCGUGCUCGUCAUUGCUACCACCACUGGCUCGGGUGAGGAGAUCUUGGAUACCACCAUGGUGCUGUCCCUUGCACUACCUGCCACAUUGUCGACGUCGCUACUCAGCGCCCCCAGGAAAACCGACAUUCCAGUUCUGGGAGGAAAUGGUACUCUGGUCGUGACGCAGUCGGCCGUCCCGACGAGGAGUACGUUGCUCGUAGCGCCGUCGAAUAUGGCGUUGAACUGGACCGCUGGGCUUGCCCCGACCUCUAGCUCUGCUUCUACUGCUACUUCUACUCCUGCCCCCAUUGCGGCGAGUGGAGCAGCCGCCUCGACGGUGGCGCUCGGCAGACUGCUGUUUUGUGGGGUUAUUAUUGCAGUCUUCAUGUAGAACCUUUUUGAGAAUUCCAAGUUACGACGAGAAUGCAUCUCAUGAGUUCUCUGUCGACCUGAGUUUCUUUUCGAUUUGACUGUCGCGAGUGAAUGCUGGUAGUCUGAUUGGGCGGCCUCACCUGCAGUCCCACACCCUCGGGCGGGAGCUGUCAGUAGACCAGACGUUACCGAAGUGAAAUGCAGUAUUCGACGUAGAUGACCCUGAGAGG
Pseudomassariella vexata is the source of this 1941-nucleotide messenger RNA. RefSeq names its product glycoside hydrolase superfamily. Gene Ontology annotation, biological process: glucan catabolic process. The record is from RefSeq and is a predicted model, not a curated record. Gene Ontology annotation, molecular function: hydrolase activity, hydrolyzing O-glycosyl compounds. NCBI's taxonomy places the organism in Eukaryota, Fungi, Ascomycota, Sordariomycetes, Amphisphaeriales, Pseudomassariaceae. Bases 201 to 1730 code for a protein of 509 amino acids. The transcript has 4 exons.